Paraglomus brasilianum is the source of this 453-nucleotide messenger RNA. The record is from the annotation of a GenBank genome assembly. Lineage: Eukaryota; Fungi; Glomeromycota; Glomeromycetes; Paraglomerales; Paraglomeraceae.
AUGUCGCAAACAACAAAUAACAAUCAAACUCAAUCGACAGUCCAGAAGACAGAGGAAGAAUGGCGUCAAGAAUUAUCACCAGAGAGGUAUCAUAUUUUGAGGGAGAAGGGGACGGAAAUAGCGGGGACUGGAAAGUAUGAGAAGCACAAGGCAACUGGGACGUAUUUGUGCGGUGCCUGUGAUGCUGAACUGUACAAAUCUGAACAUAAAUUUAGCUCAGGAUGUGGAUGGCCUGCAUUUUACGAUGCUCUUCCAAAUGCCGUCAGUCGUAACGUCGAUAAGUCGCAUGGUAUGAGCAGAACCGAGAUCACAUGUUCCAAUUGCGGUGGUCAUCUUGGACACGUGUUUCAGGGUGAAGGAUGGAAAUUUACCGCUGCCGAUGAGCGUCAUUGUGUGAAUAGUCUCAGUCUCAAAUUUCAAAAGCCGGACGGAACAGUCGAUAAUUCUGUUUAA